AUGUGGGCCAGCCACCGGUGCCUCAAACGUCGAAUCCCUGAUGAACGAUCUGAUGAGGAAGGACGGCCAGCCACCGGUGCCUCAAACGUCGAUCGACGCCAUGCCGACUGUGGAGAUAAAAGAUUGAAGAAGGAAGAAGAUCGUGAAGAACAGCAGCGUGCAACAAUUCAGUCGACAAUGGAAGCCAGCUCCGACCUUCCUCUAUUCUUCGAAAUUAUGAACGAUGGCGAUGAUGAUCUUGGGUACAAAGAAGAUUGUUGA
Molecule: messenger RNA, 261 nt
Organism: Lactuca virosa
Lineage: Eukaryota; Viridiplantae; Streptophyta; Magnoliopsida; Asterales; Asteraceae
Source: the annotation of a GenBank genome assembly